Molecule: messenger RNA, 1481 nt
Organism: Callorhinus ursinus (northern fur seal)
Lineage: Eukaryota; Metazoa; Chordata; Mammalia; Carnivora; Otariidae
Source: RefSeq, a predicted model, not a curated record
GCUGUCUGGGUCCCGCAGAACGGCCUCAGUCUCACUCCUACCAGUCGGUGGAAGAGGAACUCCCACAGGCUCCCGUUGGCCCCUUCCUCCAGUCCCCUCCUCGGAGCCGGCCCCGGACUUGGAGAUGGAUUACAGAACUCCCAGCAGGCUCCCCGUGGAUCUGCCCUAUUACCACGGCCCUCUGUCCAAGAGAGACUGUGAGACCCUGCUGCUGGAGGACGGGAUAGACGGCAACUUCCUGAUAAGGGACAGCGAGUCCAUGCCUGGAGUUCUGUGCCUCUGUGUCUCGUUUAAAAAUUUCGUCUACACAUACCGAAUCUUCAAAGAGAGACAUGGGUUUUACAAUAUACAGACCGUAGAAGGUGCUCCCAAACAGAUCUUCUCAAACCUAAAGGAAUUGAUCUCCACAUUUGAGAAACCAAAUCAAGGGCUGGUGGUUCACCUUGUACAUCCGAUAAAGCAAGCCAGCUUCUGCCCGAGAUGGAGACGAUCACAGAUAAAGCUGGAUGGUGUUUAUGAGAACAGUAACAGCGACUAUGUGGAGGUCUUGCCUUGAAGACAAGGAGACUGAACAAAGCGAUUAGAGAAGAGAUGGGGUGACAGCUCUCACUGGCAACCCUGCUUCUCCUGCAGGUGUGGUUCUGGAAGACUGAACUCUAGGGGACAAUUCCGACUCUCCUGGUCUGGGUGACUGAAGACAUUCUGUCCACCAGCCUCAGAGAAAUUGUUCCCCGAAUCCCUGCCUCCCAUGCAUACACCAUGAACAGCUUUGAAACUCCUUUGCCCCCUCUCACUCUUCUUGCUUGGAAUAGGACAGCCUGAGCCUAUUCUCCAUGGUUGACGCCCUCCUGCAGACCAGCGAUCGGAGGCACAGCUUCAUACAGAAGAGAGCACACUUGGCCAUGAGUUAGGAGCCCGAGUUCCCGUCCUGUGGCUAUGUGACUUUGGAGAAACCUCUUGCCCUGUCUGGGGUCUCCACUUCUUCAUCUGGAAAACAAACACAUGUUCCUGCCUCUCUGCUGAGCCGGGAUGUGUCGGGUGGAGUGGAGGAGUCCUGGGGUCAUGGGGCUGUACAUGGGAGUGGCAAGAGGUCUGAGUCCUAGCCUCCCAAACAGCCAACAUGGUCUCUGCACCUGCCUGUCCUGGUGUUGGUCAUGGCAGGGCCCUGACCUCCCACCUGUCCUUCGCCCCAGCAUUCUAGCUCUUCUCCUUCUUACUAAUCUUGAUUUUCCUGCCAGACACAUCCACGGAGACACUUACUCAGUGGUUUUGCCCAAUUUCAUAUAUGCACCAACCACUUCAGCAGCAUGGAUAUAGUUCUGUACCGCAGUGAUAUCUGUGGGCAUCUUAAAGAUAUUCUCCUUUGUGUGGUUCCUUUUCCCAUCUAGAUAUUAAGUGCCACCGAAGCAUGGUUGGGUUCCCUCAUAUCCCCCGGUGUGGAAACGUGUGCUGCAUAGAGCUGUGCCCAUUCACAGGAUUUU